AUGACGCCGAAGUCUGUCGAAGGUGUCGCCGGAUGUCACCGAAGGCUCGCCGAAGGUUGUCGAAGGCCGUCGAAGGAGAAGGAGAUGCCGCCGAUGGCUGUCGAAGUCUGUCGAAGGCUCACCGAAGGCUGUCGAAGUCUGUCGAAGGCUCGCCAAAGGCUGUCGAAGAAGAUGGAGAUGCCGCCGGAUGUCGCCGGUUCUCGCCGAACUCUGUCGGAGGAGAAGAGAAGUCGCCGGAGGAUGAUCGUCGCCUCGUCGGACGUUGGGGCUUGGGGUUUUGAGUUUUGGAGCAUUGAUGUGCUAAUCCUUAUUUCUGUUCAUCUACAGAUCCGGGUGCAAGCAAUCCGUGGACUUCCUCUUUUUUGCAAGGAUACACCAGAAUACGUUUCUAAAAUUGUGGACAUUCUUGGACAACUUCUUACAGCUGAAGAAAAUGUGGAGCGUGAUGCUGUGCACAAAGCCCUUUUGUCUUUGUUAAGGCAGGAUGUAAAAGCUUCUUUGACAGCCUUGUUUAAGCAUAUCGAAAGCACUAAUGAACCAAGUACCGAUGAAAGCAUACGUGAAAAGGUUCUGAAUUUUAUUAGGGAUAAGGUUUUUCCUCUAAAAGCUGAACUCUUGAAGCCUCAAGAGCAAAUGGAAAGGCAUAUAACUGAAUUAGUGAAGAAAAGUUUACAAGAUGUGACUGGAGCAGAGUUUAAGAUGUUUAUGGACUUCUUGAAAAGUUUGAGUAUAUUUGGAGAUAAUGCUCCCUCGGAGCGAGUGCAAGAGUUGAUUGAGAUUAUCGAGGGACAGGCAGACCUAGAUGCGCAGUUCAAUGUUUCAGAUGUUGAUCAUAUUGAUAGAUUGAUAUCAUGCCUUUACAUGGCUCUUCCAUUCUUUGUGAGGGGUGCAUCCAAUAGCAAGUUUCUUAACUAUGUGAACAAGCACAUCAUACCUGUUUUUGACAAGCUUCCUGAAGAAAGAAAACUUGACUUGCUCAAGAACCUUGCAGAAAGUUCACCUUAUACGUCACCACAGGAUUCACGUCAGCUUCUUCCAUCUGUUGUUCAGCUCUUAAAGAAAUACAUGUCUCGGAGAAAGGCUGGAGAGGAGACAAAUUUUACUUAUGUUGAAUGCAUGUUAUACACAUUUCACCAUUUAGCUUAUAAGACUCCUAAUGCCACCAAUAGUCUGUGUGGUUACAAGAUAGUGACUGGUCAGCCAUCAGAUAGGCUUGGAGAGGAUUUUUCUGAGUACUUCAAAGAUUUCACUGAGAGGUUAAGUAAUGUAGAGGAAUUAGCUAGGGCCACCAUGAAGAAAUUAACCCAGGGAAUGGCGGAACAUGGCAAGGCAAUGGCAGCUGCUAAGACUGAUGAAGCGAAGGCUAGCAUUAAAAUGAAAAAGCAGAAUACAACAACAGGAUUACGAACCUGCAAUAAUAUACUGGCAAUGACUCAGCCACUGCAUUCAAAAUUUCCUUCAUUUAUUGGGGAUAAGAAAAUCAAUUUGUCAUGGAAAGAAGCAGUGAAACCUUCAAUACCUUCAACUGCUGCUGCAGCAGGUGCGAAGCGAACUGCAACUGCUGCUAAUGGUUCAAGCAAUGCUGCAACAAAGAAAGGAAGAGGUGAUGGUGGUGUGCAGAACCAUCUGGUUAAUAGGGCAUUUGAAGGUUUGUCUCGUGGUGGGAGAAGUGGUGCAAGAGGCAGGUGGUCGAGUGGACGAGGAAGGGGAAGGGGCUAUCGCUAGUUUGGUUUACAUCCAAGUAACGCAUACUUGUACGUGGAAGCCCUUGAGUGUAUUGAUUGCCUCUUCUGUUUGUAUUGAGCCUCUUCGAAUUUUGAUUUCUUUACUGAAACUGAUUCAUUUGGAACUCAACUGUUGCAAUGUCUAACUAGACACAUUCAGAAGGGGUUGGGGUCUGCAUUCUCAAUCCCAUCUAAUGUAGCUGAUUAUAGCAGCAGCUUGUAAAAGAAGAGAAAAGAAAAGAGAAAUGGAGUUUGUACUUGUUAUUUA
Molecule: messenger RNA, 1992 nt
Organism: Macadamia integrifolia
Lineage: Eukaryota; Viridiplantae; Streptophyta; Magnoliopsida; Proteales; Proteaceae
Product: apoptosis inhibitor 5-like protein API5
Exons: 15
Coding region: 1-1725 (574 amino acids)
Biological process (GO): regulation of programmed cell death
Cellular component (GO): nucleus
Molecular function (GO): mRNA binding
Source: RefSeq, a predicted model, not a curated record